Meleagris gallopavo (turkey) is the source of this 1986-nucleotide messenger RNA. RefSeq names its product acyl-CoA synthetase family member 2 (gene ACSF2). NCBI's taxonomy places the organism in Eukaryota, Metazoa, Chordata, Aves, Galliformes, Phasianidae. Gene Ontology annotation, molecular function: medium-chain fatty acid-CoA ligase activity. Gene Ontology annotation, biological process: fatty acid metabolic process. The record is from RefSeq and is a predicted model, not a curated record.
ACAGGGCUCUGACAGAUGCAGAAAAACAAGCAAGCAGCGCUGGUUGCCUUGUCGGAGUCAAUUUCAGCCCUUGUACCAAAGUCCGUGUCAGCCAAGGCUCAGGGUUUGCGUGAGGGCUUCGGGACGGCUGCGGCAAAGCGCUUGGGUGUCCUGCACGCAAGGACACUUUCUGCGUCCCAUAGGGUGACCGACAGCUAUAUCCAGGGGACCCUAGACGUUCCACUUAUAAACAAAACUGUGGGCCAAUGCCUGGAUGAGACAGCGGAGCGGUUUCCCCACCGUGACGCCUUCGUUUUCCACCGAGAUGGAGUUCGGAAAACGUUUGCUCAGUUCAAAGGGGAGGUAGACCAAGCAGCAGCUGGACUUCUGGCUCUUGGCCUGAAGAAGGGAGACAGGCUAGGAAUGUGGGGUCCCAAUAAAUAUGAGUGGGUUCUCAUGCAGUUUGCAACUGCCCAGGCAGGAAUCAUCCUGGUAUCUGUGAAUCCAGCCUAUCAGGCCCCUGAGCUGGAGUUUGUGAUCAGGAAGGUUGGCUGCAAGGCACUGGUCUUUCCUGCUCAUUUUAAAUCGCAGAAAUACUAUGAUAUUCUAAAGCAGUCGUGUCCUGAAGUGGAAAACUCCAGUCCAGGGGGAAUAAAGAGCAAAAGGCUACCUGACCUAUCCACUGUCAUUAUGUUGGACUCCAAGCUGCCUGGUACCUUUCACAUGGACGAAGUGAUGCAGGCUGGGGACAGCAGCCAUAUGAAGCAGUUAAGAGCCUUGCAGCAGACCCUGUCCUGCAACGAACCGGUCAACAUCCAGUUCACUUCAGGGACAACAGGGAGCCCCAAAGGAGCCACGCUGUCUCACAGAAACAUUGUGAACAAUGCCAAUCUGAUUGGGGCGAGGCUGGGGAUCACAGAGCAGGACCACCGCGUGUGCAUCCCCGCGCCCCUCUACCACUGCCUGGCGUCGGUGGGGGGCUGCAUGGUGUCGGCGCUGCACGGCUCCUCCUGCAUCUUCUCAGCCCCCAGCUUCGAGGGGAAGGCGACGCUGGAGGCGGUGUCUCAGGAGAAAUGCUCCUUCCUACACGGCACGCCAACCAUGUUCAUAGACAUGCUCUCCCAGCCGGACUUUGACUCCUACAACCUGUCGACUCUCCGGGGAGGAAUCAUUGCAGGUUCCCCUGUUCCCCCCGAGAUCAUGAAGGUGAUUUCAACAAAGAUGCACAUGCCAGAGAUCUUGGUUGCCUAUGGGACCACAGAAAACAGCCCUGUCACCUUCAUGGGAUUCCCCACUGACAGCUUUACCAGAAGGACGGAGACAGUGGGAUCCAUCUUGCCCCACACAGAGGCAAAAAUUGAGGAUCCAGAAACAGGGAAGCCUGUGCCUCUGAACACUCCUGGGGAGCUUCAGGUCCGUGGCUACUGCGUCAUGCUGGGGUACUGGAAUGACUCUGCCAGAACGCGUGAAGUGAUCUCUGAUGACAACUGGUACAAGACUGGGGACAUUGCGACCCUGGAUGAGGAUGGCUACUGCAGAAUUAUAGGCCGCUGCAAGGACAUGAUUAUUCGGGGAGGAGAGAACAUCUACCCAGCAGAAAUUGAGCAGUUCCUCCACACCCACCCCAAGGUUGAGGAGGUCCAGGUGGUCGGAGUGAAGGAUUCGCUGAUGGGAGAGGAGGUCUGUGCUUGCAUCCGACUGAGAGCCGGGCAGAGCUGUGCAGCGGAUGAUAUUAAAGCUUUCUGCAAAGGGAAGAUCUCCCACUUCAAGAUCCCGCGCUACAUCGUGUUUGUGAGUCAGUACCCACUCACUGUCUCAGGCAAGAUUCAGAAAUACAAGUUGAGAGAGCAGAUGGAGAAGCACCUUCAGCUCUGAGCUCAAGAAGGAGAAUAAAACAAGGGAUAAAUUGGACUCACUGCAUCCAGCCUUACGUCUCCUUUUCACCUGUGCCUUGUGACAAGCAGCAGAGGGCUUCUCUCCCUGCCCUUGAACUGAUGGUACUUUCAU